This is a messenger RNA of Entrophospora sp. SA101, 1938 nucleotides long. The record is from the annotation of a GenBank genome assembly. Lineage: Eukaryota; Fungi; Glomeromycota; Glomeromycetes; Entrophosporales; Entrophosporaceae.
AUGCCAUUAUUAAUCACCAUUGAAGGAAUCGACGGCAGCGGUAAAAAAAUCUGGCAUUUACUAAAUGAAUCGCGAACGGAAGGAAAAAGUGAAAACAAAACAAUUGUUAUUGACCGCUAUAUUGAUAGCACUUUUGCUUACCAAGGAUUAGAAAAUGGGAUAAAAAUUAGUAGCAUUCAAGAAGUUGUGGAAAAAACUAGUGAUUUGCCUCUGCCCGAUAUUACCUUUAUCUUGGAUAUUGACCCCCGCACCGCCCACGAAAGAUUAAAAAACCGAAAAAAAGAAACGGGUGAAUAUAGUAAUUGGGAUAAAUUGGACUUAGAUUUUCAUCACAGAAUUAGGAAUCAUUAUUUAGAAUUAAAAAAAUUUUUUCCAGAGCGAAUUUGUAUUAUUGAUGCUAAUAAAAAUGAGACCGAAAUACUGACCGAAGUUCAAGCAGUAAUUAAAGGAUGUUUGCCAGAAAACACCAGUGAGAAAGGCGAAACUCCGGAAAUUACUGCUCGUCGGGAAGUAUUUGAAGAAACUAAUUUAGUGGUCGAAAAUUUAGAAAAAAUUACCGAGGGAAAGGUUUUUUAUGCUAAUUUGCCCCCUGGUAAUCAGCACUGGCAAGGUUACUUUUUUCAGGCUUAUAAAUACUCCGGCGAAAUCCGAAAUAAGGAAGUAGAAAAAAUAUUGGAUAUUAAAUUUUUAGAUUAUCAUUCUCCUAAGGCUCUAACCAGCGGACAUGCUUACCAAACCAGAAAAUAUGGCAAAAAAAAUGAACCAGUCGCUUAUGAUAGUCCCCUUAUUUUAGUGGGCGGACAAGAAAAUUAUGAACCUCGUUCUUUAAGUUCUUACGGUGCGAUUAAAUUAGUUAAUUAUGCUAUCAAAACUUUCAAGGAAGAAAAUAGUUCCGAAUUAAAUAAAAGAGUAGCCCAAGAAGAUAAGAAUUUUAAAGAAUUAAGCGAUAAUGUGGAAUAUAUCAAAACGGUUGGAGCAGAAAAAGAAGCAAUCAAAAAAAACAAUAACGCGUUAGAUAGUAAUCUGAAAAAAAAACUUCCUUUUGUUUUUGCCAAAGCCACUUAUGCUACCAUUCCCACUCACGGAGGUUAUGAUACUUACUGUGCUAGUUUGAAGCAAUUAAAUAAGUCGUUUAUUAUUUUAGAGAAAAACGCUGAUUUUCCGGCUAAAUCUACUAAAAAAUUACUACCAAAAAGUUCUGAUAUUAAUUUGGAAAAGGUGGUUUUUUCUUACCCUGAAACUAAGAAAAAAGUAUUAGAUAAUUUCUCUUUUACUUUUGAAAAAGGUGAAAAGUAUGGAAUAGCGGGACCGAACGGAGUAGGAAAAAGCACUUUAUUUCGUUUAGGUAACAAUAUACUCUAUCCUGACCUCUAUCAAGAAACUAUUCAUAAAAAAAAGUUAGAAAAAAUUGCUAAAAAACUAGGAAUGAAAGAGUUUAUGGAUAAAUUGCCCGCUCGGCAAAAUCUAUCCGAGGGACAGAAACAGUUAGUUAGUUUAAUGAGAGUGUUUAUUAAGGAUUAUCAGAUUUAUCUUUUUGAUGAAUUUUUGAGUAAUGUUGCCACCGACUUAAAAGAGAAAAUUUUGCCAAUUGUUUUUCAAGAAUUAGACGGCAAGACAGUUAUAGUUAUUAGUCAUGACCCAGCCACGCUCCAAUAUCUCAAUGAAAUAUACCAAUUUACUCCGAACGGAUUGAAAAAAAUAAACCAAAAAUAUGACCGAAAACAAUCAACUAAUAAAUAUAAAUCGGAACUAGUUUCCCACGCUGGCGAAAAAAUAACCGCGAUACCCAUCAAAGAUAUUCAAGAAAUAGAAAAGUAUAAAGAAAAAUUUACCAGUGUUUUUAUUGAUGAAAUACAUUUUUUUCCACCGGAGGCGAUUUCUUAUUUAAAUGAACUAGUUAGGCAAAAUAAAGAAAUAAUUGUCGCGGGAUUAGAUUGA